CUGUGGAUACCUUGGGAUUUGGUGUCAGUCGCCCUGCGUUGAGUUUCGGGCAGGUUGGUCUCUUGCCCAUGGAGAGGCGCACCGAUGUGGGUUUUCGUACCUUUUUUUCCUGGAGGCGCGCGGCAGCUCGUGUGCUGCCACCAUCAAGGCAGCGCUGGAGGAUACCCAGCUGCGGCCGGAGGUGCUGCACAUCGUGGGCGCCGGUGACGCGGAGCGUUCCAUGGACUUCGAGGUGCUCGCCUCGGCGCUGCCUGCCAAAGCGCGGGUGGUGCUGGUGGGCCCGCAUGCCGUGGGCGCGGGAAAGGAGCCCAGCGAGGAGCUGCUGGGGCCAGAGCUGCGGGCUGACCUGGAGGUGUCCGUCUUCCCCCAGACCUACCAGCGCUUCAUGGCCUGCCAGGAGGAUCUGCCUCCGCCGCAGCUCGUGGUGCUCUUCCAUCCAGGCUUUGACGUGCACUACUUCGCUUGGUACUCUUGCCUGAGGCACUGGGCGGAGCAGCGGGUGCCGGUGCUAGCAACGGCUUACCGGGUGCCUGGAGGCCUUGGUGAAACGCCCCAGACAGUGAGGGCAUUCCUAGAAUGCCUGGUGGGCACUGGCGGCGGCGCCGGCUUGUGGGUUAUGGAGGAGGAGAACCCGCAUGCGAUCGAGGAAGGCUCCUUCAACGCAGGCUACUUCGUGACCUUGGGCUCGCAAGGGGCUCUACCAGUCCUGGCGGAGGAGAUGUACUGGCCGCUCUACCAAGCUUUGCAGAAGCUGGGCCAUCCUUUUGCGCCGCGGGUCGGCUACUUGGACUUGGAGCACGAGCAGGGCAAGGUGUCAUCGAAGAACUUGAACCUGCUCGCUGCGAUUGCGGAGGGUGCGAUGCGUGGGGCACAAGCUGGUGAAGAUGGAGCAGACGAGGAGGCGGCCCGUGGCUUCGCUGCCAUGGUGCUGGAUCAGGUGAUCGGUGCCGGUGCUGGCCAGACCUGGUUGGACUCAGGCUUCGUCCGCGAAGCGUGCCCCAGCUGCGGGGCAGGCUUCGACUCGAGGGAGUGGCACGUCUCCGUUUGUCCUGCAGCAGGCAAGACGGCUCUGCGUGCGGGUGAGGAGGUGCUGGUGGUGGGGCUUGAGAAGGUGCCACAGCUGAAUGGCCAGCGCGGGGAGCUGCGGCGCUUCGUGCGGCCGAAAGAGCGCUGGGUGGUGGCUGUGAAGGGCCGCGAGGCGCUCUUCAAGGCUGCCAACCUGAAGGCCGCGUGACAGGCAACUUCAGGUGGCUGCGCGGAGAAAGAGCGCGGAAAAAAAGGGAGCAGCAGGUCAUGGUUCUGCGGUUGAUUCCGAGGGAUGGUCAGGUCCGCAGGUUUGUUUUCAUUGCUCCAGCCACAUUGAAGACAUGCAUCGCAUGUAUGUAUGCAUGCAUGCAUGCGCGUCCA
Effrenium voratum is the source of this 1407-nucleotide messenger RNA. The record is from the annotation of a GenBank genome assembly. Lineage: Eukaryota; Dinophyceae; Suessiales; Symbiodiniaceae.